This is a messenger RNA of Trypanosoma theileri, 837 nucleotides long. RefSeq lists its product as uncharacterized. The coding region runs from base 1 to 837 and encodes 278 amino acids. The record is from RefSeq and is a predicted model, not a curated record. NCBI's taxonomy places the organism in Eukaryota, Euglenozoa, Kinetoplastea, Trypanosomatida, Trypanosomatidae. The transcript has a single exon.
AUGUUAAGGCGGCGCCGCACUUUGCUGCACGGUUACGUUCUUCCAAAUGCAAGACGUCCACGACUCGAAGAGCCGCGUGAAGUGCCACAGUCAUCUCCCACAGAAACCUGCAGAGUGAAAUUACUCUCACACACACCUCCAGUAAUAGAGGAAACAGCAGCAGCAGCAAUAUUAACAACAGGGGAUGUUGAUGCCGCAGAGGAAAUGUAUGGAGCCGCAAUGAAGAGAGAAUAUAAUGGUAUGCAUUACGUAAUGCGUGAUGAACCACUGAAAAAGUAUCGAACUUCCUACAUGGAUGUACGGAAUGACGAUAGAGUAAACAGAAACAUUAAUGAAAACAGAUACAAAGAAGAGAAUAACAAUAAUAAUGAUAAUGAUAAUAAUAAUAAUAGUGAAGAAGAAGAAGAUAAUGAUAAUGAUAGUGUUGCUGCUGCUGUUUCUCUGGAAGAACCCUUUAUACCAACGUGUGAUCGUCUGAAUAGUGCGGUUCCCCCUUCCUGUCGUGCUGUACAUGUGGAGCCAAACUGGCUGGAGCGGGCGGUGAUGCGAUCACACUCUUCCAACAAGCGUCUGGGUCCUGUUCACUCAUUUAAUAAUAAUAAUAAUAAUAAUAAUAAUAAUAAUAAUAAUAAUAAUAAUAAUAAUAAUAACAUCAGUAAUAAUAACAAGAUCUUUAGUGAAGCACUGCCAGAUCCCGCAUUACUUUGUUUGGGAGAUGUGACGGAGGAGGAGAGACAACGUAUAGUGACAGUGGCAGGCAUUGCUGCUGCAUUUUACGCCUCCCCAAAUGUAAGAACAAGAGGAAAUAGAGCAAAUGGGAUAUCUCUUUAUAUAUAA